CUCCGAGCGAGGAAACUUCCACACGAAGCCAUGGCGGCCGCCGUGUCCGUUAGCAGAGCUGCCAGAGACGAAAAGAACUAUGCUGGUGCCAGUUUCACUACCCGUCCAUUCUACGAGCAUUAUGAUCAAGCCAAACCGGAGAACUGGGCUGCUGAGGAAAGCAGAGAUACCGAAGCAGAUCGCCACGAUGAAGACUCGUCCGCGGGCAACGAAUGUCCUCGGAGGGUCGACGAUGAACUGACAACUCUCAGCCCCGAAGAAAUUGCUAAUCGUUUGGAAAGGACUCGAAGAGAGUUUUACAAUCGCCGCAAAAUCAUUAUUAAGAACCUCCCCGCCGAUGUGAGCAAUCAGGAAGUGCAUGAGCUGUUAAGCAACUAUGAUCUGAAGUACUGCUUUGUUGACAAAUACAAAGGAACAGCCUUUGUCACACUGCUAAAUGGCGAGCAGGCCCAGUGUGCGAUCAAAGAGUUCCACCAGUAUGUUCUGCGUGAUCGGGAGAUCUCUGUGCAGCUGCAGCCCACAGAUGCUUUGCUCUGCAUUGCCAACCUACCCAGGGCCUUUACACAGCAGCAGUUUGAGGAGCUGGUCCGGCCCUUUGGAAACCUUGAGCGCUGUUUCUUGGUGCACAGCGCCACUACGGGCCACUCCAAGGGCUAUGGCUUUGUGGAGUACAUGAAGAAGGACUCGGCGGCCCGAGCCAAAUCGGAACUGCUGGGGAAGCAGCUUGGCUCGCGCAUGCUGUACGUGCAUUGGACGGAAGUUGGCUCGCUCACCUACCCCAUGCUGCACUCACGUUGCCUCUGUGUGGACCGCCUACCUCAAAGCCUCCUCACUGCUCAGGACCUUCGCAACGCCCUGGCCGACACGCCUGCUCCAAUCUUCUGUCAGCUUGCUCAGGGCCAAGAUGGCAGUUUCCGGCGGUUUGCUGUUUUGGAGUACUCAACCCCAGAGAUGGCUGAAGAGGUCCAACGAUUAACAGAUGGAAAGCUUCUAGGGGGAACCCACAUUCGUGUCUCCUUCUGUGCCCCAGGGCCACCAGGCAGGAGUAUGCUGGCAGCUCUUAUUGCUGCCCAGACUAUGGCUUUAAACAGGGGAAAGGGUCUCCUCCCUGAGCCCAAUGCCAUGCAGAUCCUUUCUGGCUUGAGCAAUCCUGCCACCCUGAAGAUGCUGCUGAACCCUCUCAACCAGGGGCAGAAACAAGGUCUGCUUGGUGCAGCCCCAGCAAUGCCGUUCUUAGCUAAUCCAGCUCUCUCUGCAGCUCUGGUGCAACUGCUGCUUCAGAACCAAGUCCAGCAGCAAGCCCUUCUAGGAAACCCUCUUCUUUGGGCACACAUUCUGCACAGUAAAGAAAACCGUCUACCACUUUGUGCUGGACUGUUGGGUGAAAAUCCUCUCGCUCCUCUCCCUCUACAUCAAGGUAUUAACAUGCUGGGAGAUCUACCUCACAGUGUGACUAAUCUACUACCCCAAGGUGCCAUGGGUCCUGGCCUGAGCCUGCAAACAGAGCCCCUAGGUCCCAUAAAGCCCCCGUCUGUGGGCCGGACACUAGGGAGGGAGCCAGAGUCUCCAAACACACCAGUUAGCUUCCCCCCAAACCCCUCUCCUGCACUACAGGGUUUGAGCAUGCCACUUCUGGGGAGUGUGCUAGGGGGAGAUGGGUCCUCUCUUUCAGCGGCAUCCAUAUUAGGAGAUCCACCUAAAGAGAUUGGAGUGUCCUCAAACCCUUUUCUGAAUGCACCUAGCAUAUUCCCAUCCUCAGCUGCCAGCUCCAGGCCCCACCCGUAUAGGAAGAGGGCAACGUUAAGUGGCACAUCUACGCAGCGGCCUCUUCAGAGUAUUCACUCCAAUUACAGCUUGCGCUGCCAGGAUUCUUACGCACGCGAGUUCCCAUCGCUACACCAGGACUCCCUUGGUCACCUUUUUGAGCAACAGGAGGCUCUAGACAGCAUGGGGCUCUUGGCCUAUGGGGCACAGCACUCAAGCUUCAGUGAGAGAGCAUCUCCAUUCAGCUAUCCCCCCAGCCCUCCUGGCUCCUCCUACUUCAGCUUCGGAGCCCCUAGCAGCCUACAGUCAACCCAGCUCAAUAAGGCUGUGGGAAUGCCUCCUGUGUCUCACUCCAGUCUAUUCUCCGCUGCAGCUGGGACUGGAGUAAAGACUCCUGUUGGAGGGCAGAAGCGUCUGUUCUCACGGCUGAUCCCAUCUCCAGAGCCUAGUCCAGAGGGCGGUUAUGUGGGUCAGCAUUCUCAAGGGCUGGGGGGACACUAUGCUGACUCCUACCUGAAACGCAAGCGCAUCUUUUAACCACCGCUCAUCGGCUCUCUUGGGAACCCCUGCGGGCUGUCAGUCAGGAAGAGGACAGAGUUCAGCAAAGAAAGGCCAGCAUCUUGUUGGUCUGGGUGAAAGCCCAGCAGGGACCCCUGGAGGGCCCUGUGUUGGGAGCAGCCCUAGAGCUCAGCCAGCCUUUUGUGUGCCAGUCAAUGGGAGUUUUUUGUUUGUGAAUGAUUUCAGUGUGUAUGUAAAUUAUUUUUUUAUUUCCCUUUUUUUAAAUUUGCCUUUUCUUUUUAA
Molecule: messenger RNA, 2565 nt
Organism: Colossoma macropomum (tambaqui)
Lineage: Eukaryota; Metazoa; Chordata; Actinopteri; Characiformes; Serrasalmidae
Gene: raver1
Product: ribonucleoprotein, PTB-binding 1
Exons: 15
Coding region: 31-2301 (756 amino acids)
Cellular component (GO): cytosol
Molecular function (GO): mRNA binding
Source: RefSeq, a predicted model, not a curated record